This is a messenger RNA of Hypanus sabinus (Atlantic stingray), 825 nucleotides long. Its product is annotated as histone H2B 1/2-like. The transcript has a single exon. The record is from RefSeq and is a predicted model, not a curated record. NCBI's taxonomy places the organism in Eukaryota, Metazoa, Chordata, Chondrichthyes, Myliobatiformes, Dasyatidae. Gene Ontology annotation, molecular function: protein heterodimerization activity; DNA binding; structural constituent of chromatin. The coding region runs from base 210 to 584 and encodes 124 amino acids. Gene Ontology annotation, cellular component: nucleosome.
GGCACUGGGUCGUGGGUGCGGUUUCUGAUUGGUACAGCAAACGAUUACGUUACGUUUCUCUCUGAUAGUCAAUCAAGCAUACGUCGGAAUAAAUCUGAUGGGCGAAUUGUUUCUCCAAAGCACACGGGUUUCCCGCCCUUACAGCUGUCUAUUUAAUCCGCGCUCCGAGGGGAUUUUGUUCAUUUCACCGUCUAGAACCGACUGCUGAAAUGCCCGAGGCGCAGAAAUCCGCUCCCAAGAAGGGCGCCAAGAAAGCUUUGCCCAAACCAUCGGGCAAGUCCGGCAAGAAACGCAGGAGGGUGAGGAAGGAGAGUUACUCCAUCUACAUCUACAAAGUGAUGAAGCAGGUUCACCCCGACACCGGCAUCUCCUCCAAGGCCAUGAGCAUCAUGAACUCGUUCGUCAGCGAUAUCUUCGAGCGCAUCGCGGGCGAGGCUUCCCGGCUGGCUCAUUAUAACAAGCGAUCGACCAUCAGCUCCCGGGAGAUCCAGACCGCCGUGCGCCUGCUGCUCCCCGGGGAGCUGGCCAAGCACGCCGUGUCGGAAGGGACAAAGGCGGUGACCAAGUACACCAGCUCCAAGUGAAGAGUGCGGACAGAACAAAGCGGAAACCCAACGGCUCUUUUAAGAGCCACUCACAGAUUCACUGAAAGAGUUAAUAUGUAAUAUUUAGCAUUAAUCAGUGCCCCAAAGCCAUUGAAUUGAAGUAAAUCUGGAAAUUCGUUUCCUUUUUGUAUGAGCUAAUUCAGAUUCUAUCCAUGUUAAUCAAUCGACUGUUCGAUAUAAUCCCGAGGUCUUUGUUACAUUCUUUCUACUACACACACGG